This is a messenger RNA of Trachymyrmex septentrionalis, 1538 nucleotides long. Its product is annotated as protein NLRC3-like. The coding region runs from base 93 to 1526 and encodes 477 amino acids. Gene Ontology annotation, molecular function: protein binding. The record is from RefSeq and is a predicted model, not a curated record. The transcript has 15 exons. Lineage: Eukaryota; Metazoa; Arthropoda; Insecta; Hymenoptera; Formicidae.
AUAUAGAACCGCUUUUUCAUGCGGUUUUUGUCAUUUUGUUCCUUUUCUAUCACAAUAGAAAUCGCAGAACGAAUAAUAUUAGGAGGUUAAACAUGUCAUCAAACAGGAAAAGCGAGCUCGCUGCGUCAAUAAAAGACCAAGAAUCCUCAAUAAGCAACUAUUCGAGAAGGAAUUCUCAAGAAAAUUUUAUUACGGAGUUUUUGACGCAUUGCGAGGAAUACGACAUAGAAACGUUACCUAGUUUUGUAGUCAGGGAUGGCACAGAGCAAUACGCGAAGAUUGAAUCAGAAAAAGUCAAAAUGGACGAGGACAUCCCUAUUUUUUACGUUUCUUUCGAAAAUUCUAAAAAGAUGGAGACUGUGCGGAAACUAGAGUUGUCGAUUUGCAUCCUCGUUGCACUGAACACUACGCUGCAGAAAUAUAACACUAUCACGGUGCUUAAAUUACCCAGUUGUCAGAUAAAUGCCUAUGGUAUCCUGCAGAUAACACACAUGCUGACGGAAUUGGAAUGUUUGAAUGAUUUGAAUCUAGAUGGCAAUCCGAAUCCGCAGGAAAAUUAUUACCUGCUUUGCGCACCGGCAAGAAAUUUACGCUAUUUGUCACUGAGGAUGUGUAAAUUAUCCGAUAACGGUAUGCAAAAGAUCGCAAACGAGUUGAAGUAUCGGGACCCACCAAACGUCCCAAAAUUGAUCGCUCUCAAUGUGGCGGAUAACGACAUUACAGACAUUGGUGCCGAGUAUAUCGCUGAGAUGCUUCGAACUAAUCGAUCUUUGCAGAGCGUGGUGUUAACCGGAAACGAGAUACAAGAUGACGGCGUUUCACUGAUAAUUCAGGAACUUGUCACGUCCACUUUGACUCACGAAGAAAUCGUCGACCUUAGACGUCGCAGAUUUAUCAAGCUGGAGAGCAAGUUGGACAGUCGAGAUACUGAAGGAAGCGAGCAACGGAGAGAAAAUGGAGCAUGGCAAUCCCGAAAUCUGCUUAAAAAUUCUGAAAGUAUAACAAGCCAAGAUAGUUCAUCAAAGAUGAGGGCCCCAUCUAAUUCUCUGUCGAUAUCGAACAGCUCUAUUCAAAUCUCGAAAAAGCUUUCGGACAACGAUAUCGAUCAUCCAUUUAUAAAAGAAACAAUAGCAAUAAACUACUGUGUGAUGACUAGUGGAAAUUUGAAUUUGCAACACUUGAGCCUAAGUUUUAAUCGCCUGACGAAUAAGACGUUGAAGAAACUCGUGUCAUGUCUGCACUAUCAGAAUUUUAUGCUAUUAGGUAAUUACAGCAGAGGGUUGCUACAUGUUUUUUUGGAGGGUAAUGACAUCGAGAAGGAUGAAGACUGGAUAACGUUUCAAGAACUUUUGUGCCGCAGACGACAGAAGAAUCAAACGAUACGAGAUGUGGACCUCAACGAUUCCAUCGUAUCGGUUGAAUGCGAAAUCUUACGGAGCAAAAUCAGUCGGCUCCACACAUUUAAAUCUGACUCAACUGAUUCUCCAACUGAGCUCAUCACACAUACGGGGUGGUAUGAUCAGUGAUGCAAUUAUUCG